This is a messenger RNA of Aspergillus tanneri, 636 nucleotides long. RefSeq lists its product as uncharacterized. The record is from RefSeq and is a predicted model, not a curated record. The transcript is spliced from 2 exons. The coding region runs from base 1 to 636 and encodes 211 amino acids. NCBI's taxonomy places the organism in Eukaryota, Fungi, Ascomycota, Eurotiomycetes, Eurotiales, Aspergillaceae.
AUGUCCGCCGAUUCCAGGAGGACGAACUCUCGACUAGGGACAUCGCGUCCGCCUUGCUGUGGCUCUGCGGGUCGCGCGCUCGCUCCUCAUUGUCAUCACCGUCAUCGUCAGUCACCAUGCAUGUCGUCCUCUCCGUCAAAUUCCGAACGGUCCUGCAAACCCCCCCAACGGGUCUCCCACUGCUACGUCAGGAAUUGCAUGGCCAUCGCGUCGCCGACUCAUUCUCGCGGGGAUAUAAACAUCGCACAUGUUUCAACAACCAUAACCACGACCAUCGAUACGGCAGAUCUACAUCCCCUCGUCGACCUGGCGGCUGAAAUCCAUCACAACAUCCAGACUAUCGAUCACCAUCCGUUGACCGCAUUCUACCUCCCGGACUUCAUCGUUACCAAUCUACGAUUGGCCCCUCCCCCUCUGCGAAAGUGGGACUGGGGGAAGUCCCUCAGCAGCAUCGUGGAUUUCCACCACCUGGAGAGACGAGAAUCAGUGGACUCUGUUCCAUCUUACAGGUGUGUGAGUGAGAGUCAGAGAGACGGGACACCACUAUGGCGCGUUCGUGUGAACCUGGAUCCGGUCGCCAUGGAACGACUGCAGCAGGAUAGACUCUUGGGGGGGUUGGAGAAGUGGCCAACGUAG